AUGCUCCGUCUGCUGCUUUUCGUUACUGCUUGGCUGUCCCUCGUGUUGGCCGAAGUUUUUCUUAUAUUUUGAUGGAAGUAGUCUAUCUUGUUUCAGCACAAAGGAAAGGUUUACAAGUUUCCAGAAGGAUUCCGAUGGUCCACCGCCACCGCUUCCUAUCAAAUCGAGGGCGCUUGGAAUGAAGAUGGUUAGUUUUGUUGAUCGCUGGAGAAUCGCUUUAGAAGCUUUGUAUUUUUUUGAAUUCUGGUAUGGAGAAGAACGAGUUUCGAGAGUUCAAAAAUUGAAUAAUUCAAUAAAAAAAAAUUGUGUUUGCGCCAAUUUACGAUACUACUAGUGACUGAUUCAGAUUAGUACUGAAGUUUCUUUGAAAUCGAAUUUUUUUAUUUCUGAUCUUCUCACAAAAUUAUCAUCAUCAUCAUCAAAAUAAAAAAAUCAAUAAAAAAAUCGUCUUUUUUUAGAUUCAUUCAUGACUUUAUACGUAGUCUACGUUUCACCAUUAUUCAAUUUUUUUCUAUGUGUUCACUUUUUAAACGAGUUUUCAAUUUUAAAAAAAGUGAAAAAAAAUGAUUACUUUAAAUGUUAGUGGAACCUAGUUUAUUUAUCGUUGCUUUCGCAAAACAUACAAAAAAAGCAAAGCUUUCAAAUGCAGACUAUUUAUGUUUUUUUUUAACUCGGAUUAAAAAAUAGCAAGUUUUUCUUUUGAAAAACCCAAUUAAUUGGAAAAUGACAGCUGGAAUGUUCACAAAAACGUAAAUACAUAUAACAAUAGUGUAGACUAUUGUUUUUGCAGGCCGCGGACUUUCGAUAUGGGACAAAUUUGUAAGGAAACCUGGGAAGAUAAUCGACAACUCGACGGGUGACGUCAGUUCGGACAGUUAUCACAAGUUCAGAGAAGAUAUUCAACUGAUCAGUGAUAUGGGGGUUCAGAAGACGGUCAAAAGACGAAUAUUAUCAUUUUUACAGCUAAAAGAGUACCGUUUCUCCUUCUCGUGGUCUCGAAUUUUCGCUGAUGGCACUCCAAAUUCACUGAACCCAGCCGGAGUCUUAUACUACCAUGAAGUGCUCGACGAACUAAUCUCCCAUGGAAUCACUCCAGUUGUGGGUUUUCGGUUGUUAGAAAAAGAGAAAUCUUCGUCUUGAGGUGACAUUGUUCCAUUGGGACCUCCCUCAAGGCUUGCAGGACCGUGGCGGCUGGUUGAACCGCGAUGUCGUAGACUGGUACCUCGACUACGCCAAAUUUUGCUUCCAUGAGUUCGGCCACAAGGUUAGUUUUGACAUGGAAAAAUGUAUUGAUUGACAUAUUGAAACCCAAGGUUCAAUACUGGAUAACCCAUAAUGAGCCGAUAAUUCACUCGACCUACGGACACUGUGGCCUUUGGGGCGAACAUGCUCCCGGCGGCUUGAAGGUUAGUUUCUGAAGGCGUCAAACCAAUAACGGUAGAAAGUCUGAAAAAGAGGUUUAGGCGAAGUUUGGAACUUUCUUUAUGUUCGAACACUGUAUCGAACAUAAAGAAAGUUCCAAACUUCGCUUUAAACUAUGACUUUUUGAAUUAUUUUCGAAGCUGAUUUUUCAUUGUUGCCAAAUAUUGAUUUCGGUCUUGAAUCUAACAAGGAAGCUAAUUUUACUUGUGAGUUACCUGAAACUUGACCAGAACACUCCUUGAUCUACGAAAAGAAGAUUUUAAUAAUGCCUCCCUGCACAACUUCUUACUUCGUUCUGGCCAAAGUUGAGGGAAUCCCCAACCAUUAAUUAAAAUAACCCCUGUAAGAAAUUCGAGAACUCAUUUAUCUGAAACUAUAAGCUUGAAAAUUAAGAACUAUGAAGGUCCUUCAUCUAGAUGUAAAUAAUGCUUAAGUAAGUUCGUAAAGCCUACUAAACUUGGAACUGGGAUGACCUUCCUUGUGAGGCAGCCACGAAAAGAAGAAUUCAGGAACACUGUGACUGGGCGCCUUACGUCGUCGGUCAUCACAUGCUUCUGGCUCACGCCUACGCGUACCGCUACUACCACGGAACACGCGGAUUAGGGAAAGGUAGCUUCCUCUGAGAAGAAAACUUGAAGUGAUCGUUUAAGGCAAAGUCGGCAUAACCAACCAUGUGCUCUUUCCAAUCGCAGAAAGCCAAGACGACGAAAAAGUUCGAGACCUUGUCCUCGACUUUUCCCUCCAUUGGUUCAACCAUCCCAUUUUCAAAAGUACACUUUGAUAGGUUAUUUCUAGAAAAUAUCAUUUUUUUUUUUCCAGGAGACUAUCCAGACAAGAUGAAGGCGUGGCUCGCUUACUUGUCGAAGAAAGAAGGGAGAUCCGCUUCUCGGCUGCCCGAAUUCACUCCGCAUGAACUGGACUUGCUCUCAGGCUCUGCCGAUUUCCUCGGACUCAACUACUACAUUUCGAUGAUCGUGAGAACAAGCAGCAAACCUGAGUCUGUGUUCCUGAGUUAUAAAAGUGUGAUUCAUAAAUUGUUGAGGGUCAACAUGUUUGGCAUGGAUGCUCCAGCAAAACUGUGGCUUUCGAAAAAAUGGAUGCCGUAAGUCCUCUCAUUUUUUUUUCAAAUUGAACUGUCUCGACCGAAUGAUGAAGGAUAAAUGGAAAAUGAUGAAACGAUCACCGCGAUUUUUCAGGGUAGGGCGGGAACAUUCUUGGAUCCGCAGUCAUCCUCAAGGACUCGAAGGACUUCUCGACAUCAUCCGCGAAGAGUACGACAAUCCAGAGGUUUUUCAAUUACUGCGGACUUCUCAAGGACAACUUCUAGGUUCUCAUCACAGAGAAUGGAUGCAUGGACACUCCUGGAGAGAGUCUAGAAGACGUCACCAGAAUCCGUUACCUCGGAGGCCACAUCGCCGCCGUCUCCAAAGCCAUCUCCAGAGGCUCAAAAGUGGCUGGAUACACUUUGUGGAGCCUCAUCGACAACUUCGAAUGGGCUGAUGGCUACACUAAUCUUUUUGGAGUUCAUCAGGUAAUCAAAAGUCGAAUUGCCUCCGUAAAAUCUUGUCUCAGGUUGACUUUGACAGCCCUAACAAAACAAGAACGCCGAAGAAGUCCUCGAAGUUCUACGCCGACGUCGUCCGCAACAACGCCCUCACCUGGAACUCCUGA
Messenger RNA from Caenorhabditis auriculariae, 3093 nucleotides. Lineage: Eukaryota; Metazoa; Nematoda; Chromadorea; Rhabditida; Rhabditidae. The record is from the annotation of a GenBank genome assembly.